This is a messenger RNA of Phyllostomus hastatus (greater spear-nosed bat), 3092 nucleotides long. RefSeq names its product caspase 8 (gene CASP8). Gene Ontology annotation, biological process: apoptotic process; negative regulation of extrinsic apoptotic signaling pathway via death domain receptors; proteolysis. NCBI's taxonomy places the organism in Eukaryota, Metazoa, Chordata, Mammalia, Chiroptera, Phyllostomidae. The coding region runs from base 282 to 1844 and encodes 520 amino acids. The record is from RefSeq and is a predicted model, not a curated record. Gene Ontology annotation, molecular function: protein binding; cysteine-type endopeptidase activity. The transcript has 10 exons.
CUUGGAGCAAUUCCAUUCUCUCCCCUUUCUUCCUGCUUUGUCUUAAGGGAUUUUUCUCUGGUUGUGUGGACAAGUCUUAGGAAUUUGAGCAUGUGGAAUUAGGCAGUUCGGGGGCAUCUUGGCAUCGGGGACUUGGUGACUGUGAUGUUGCUGGGACAGGGUGGAGCAGUUACUGUACUAGAUUUUUCAGUCUCUGAGAGAGAUGUGUGAAAGAUUCCUGCUACUUUGGAAAAAGACAUGUAAGAUAUUUCUAGUUGUUCGGGUUUACCCAUCAUGCUGUGAUGAGACUCCAUGAACAUACCCUGUUGAGCACACAGGCUACAACUACAUUCCACCAACUAAGGACAAGUAUGGAUCUCAACAAUUGUCUAUAUGAAAUUGGAGAGAAUCUGAACAGUGAUGAGGUGGCUUCCCUCAAGUUCCUAAGUGUGGAUUACAUACCACAAAAGAAGCAGGAACACAUCAAAGAUGCCUUAAUGUUAUUUCAGCGACUCCAGGAAAAGAGAAUGGUGGAGGAAAACAACUUGUCCUUCUUGAAGGAGCUUCUAUUUCGAGUUGGUAGGUUGGAUCUCCUGAAAAAGUACCUGAACACCAGCGAAGAAGAGAUGAAGAAGGAGCUUCAGAUACCGGGCAAGGCUCAGAUCUCUGCAUACAGGGUUAUGCUAUUCCAGAUUUCAGAAGAUGUAAAAACAUCGGAAUUACCAUCUUUUAAGUUUCUUUUGAACAAGGAGAUCUCCAAAAGUAAACUGGAUGACAACGUGAACUUGCUUGAUAUUUUCAUGGAGAUGGAGAAGAGGGUCCUUCUUGGGGAAAGAAAUUUGGACACCCUAAAACGAAUCUGUCACCAAGUCGACAAGAGCCUGCUGAAGAAAAUCAAUGAUUAUGAAGAAUUAAGCAGAGGUGCUACAUGUUUCUUUCCUAAAGUAUCCUCUCUGCCAUGUGUCAUUCCAAAUGUGUCUUCAUCAUUUGUAGAGGAGGAGGUGUCACUUAGGAUGCUGUCAGUGUCGGACAAUUCAAGAGAACAGGACUGCGAAUCUUCCAAGGAGGACAGUGAGUCACAACAGACAUUGGACAAAACUUACCGAAUGACAAGCAAGCCCCGGGGGUUCUGUGUGAUCUUUAACAAUUAUGACUUUCACCUGGCAAGGAAGAACGUGCCCAGGCUUCACAACAUAAAGGACAGGAAUGGAACACACUUGGAUGCAGAGGCUUUGUGUUCCACUUUUAGUAUGCUUCACUUUGAUAUAGUGCAGCACAACGACUUCACAGCAGAGAAAAUCUGUGAAACUCUGGAAGAGUACCAAAACAAGGACCACAAUAACAAAGACUGCUUCAUCUGCUGCAUCCUUUCCCAUGGAGACAAGGGCAUCAUCUAUGGUGCUGAUGGGCAGGAAGCCCCCAUCCAUGAGCUGACUUCAUACUUCACUAGUUCAAAAUGCCCUUCCCUUGCAGGCAAACCCAAAAUCUUUUUCAUCCAGGCUUGUCAAGGGGAUAACUACCAAAAAGGUAUAGCUGUAGAGACUGACUCAGAAGAAAAGGAAGACCAUUUAGAAAUGGACUUAACACUUCAGAAAAGAUACAUCCCAGAUGAGGCUGACUUUCUGCUGGGAAUGGCCACUGUGAACAAUUGUGUUUCCUACCGAAGCCCUAUGGAGGGGACCUGGUAUAUCCAGUCACUUUGCCAGAGCCUGAAAGAAAGAUGUCCCAGGGGUGAUGAUAUUCUCACCAUCCUCACAGAGGUGAACUUUGAAGUGAGCAAUAAAGAUGACAAGAAGAAUAUGGGGAAGCAGAUGCCACAGCCGACUUUCACUCUGACAAAAAAACUCUUCUUCCCUCUUAAUUGAUGUAUAACACUAUGCUUAAUAUUUUAUUAAGAUGCUGCUGUUAUGCUUCUACUUUAUGCUAAUAUUUACUGGCAUAACACUAGGCUUAAUUUAAUAUUGCCACACCUUGCUCCUUCUUUUUUUUUGAUGGUAGGAAGGGGAGAGAAUGGGAGUCAAGACAAUUUAAUUUGUAUGUAAAUCAAGCCCAAAUAUCUGGCUUUGUAACAAUAGCUAGAUAUUUAUAGCCAUAGUCAUGAUUUUAGUUGUACUUUUAAUUUGAUAAAAAAGCUUUUAAAAACUAUAGUAGAUACAAAAAGUAUAGUAAGUUUAAAAGAAGAGUAACAUCAUAAUGGUUCAAAAACAGUGGCAGAUGUAUUUCACAAGUCACUCAUCUGCUUUCAACCCAUACUCAUUCAAUUUAAUUCGCUUCAAAUUGUUAAGUAUUUUGUUUUGUUUUGUUUUGUACUUUCAGUCCCUCUCUUUCCAAGCCAUUGUUUGCACUACUUUACAAGGCUGUGAAAAAGACUUUUCCUUUUUAUUCAUCUAGCUUCUUUGGUUUAUCUGUUAAUUAAAUUGGCAUAAGAUAAACGAACAGAAGGAAAAUUAACUUUCAUACAUAUAGGAUAGCAGAAAAAUCUAAGACUCCAAAUAAUGAUUAAAUCAGGCAGAUUUUAUUUUUAGACAGUGUAACAAUAAAUUUGUGAAGAAUUUACAAGACAAAGAAGUUUGGGCUUCCAGUAGUAAAUUAGAAAAGAAGCAACAGAGUUUUUUUGUUGUUGUUGUUGUUUACGAAGCCUUCUUAGCCUGUAUUCCCUAUCUCUGGUAAUACAGUGGCUUCUACCGUGUUUGCACAUGAAGGGUGCUUUUCACAUAGUAGGUUUAAUGUCAGCUGUCAGGGGGAAUAAAAAAGGAUUAGAUUGUCCAUCUUGCAGUAACUUUCUCAAGUAACUUUAAUUCAAAAUAAUUAAUAUUCCCUGAACUCCAUUGAAAGUUGCUUUAAAAUACAAAUUGGAGAAGAUUUUCUUACAUGAAAAGCUUUAAUGUAAGAAAUUCUUACAUUAAAAUUAAAAAUAUUUUUACAAAUUUGCUAUACUCUUUUUCCAAACUCCCUUUUCAGCCUUUUCUCUUAUUGCUCUUAUAAUAUAUGCAUACUUCCGUAAUGUUUGAUUUUUUUUGCUAGUAAUGCUGUGCUUCUUCCAUGCUUUUAAAUUUGUAAUUUAUAUCUUCAGUUUACUUGAAAUCUUUUUAAUAAAACAUAAUUUAAUCUUA